CGUAGUGCGCUGCCUUCUUCACUCAAGCAGGGACCGAGGACGUCUGAGGGGCGCGCGAUGCUGGCGACGCUGGCGAGGGUCGCGGCUCUGCGGAGAACCGGCCUUGUCUCCCGCCGGGGCGGCGGGAGGGGGUUGUGGACCGGCCGCCCGCAGUCAGGUACUGACAAUAUGAAGCCAUUGGAGGGUGUAAAAAUUCUGGAUCUAACAAGAGUCCUGGCGGGACCUUACGCUACUAUGAAUUUAGGAGAUCUUGGAGCAGAAGUUAUAAAAGUGGAAAGACCAGGAACUGGUGAUGAUACACGAACUUGGGGGCCACCUUUCGUGGGGACAGAAAGUACUUAUUUUCUCAGUGUUAACCGAAAUAAAAAAAGUAUAGCUGUUAACAUCAAGGAUCCAAAAGGGGUGAAAGUUAUCAAAGAGCUUGCAGCUGUCUGUGAUGUAUUUGUGGAGAACUACGUCCCUGGCAAACUGUCUGCAAUGGGCCUGGGAUAUGAAGACAUAGACAAGAUUGCUCCUCAUAUUGUCUAUUGUUCCAUCACAGGGUAUGGUCGGACAGGUCCGCUGUCUCAGCGCGCUGGCUAUGAUGCUGUUGCCUGUGCUGUCUCUGGGCUAAUGCACAUCACAGGGCCCGAGGAUGGAGAUCCAGUUCGUCCAGGAGUGGCCAUGACUGAUCUUGCCACUGGCCUUUAUGCAUAUGGAGCCAUUAUGGCUGGAUUGAUACACAGAUAUAAAACUGGAAGAGGACUGUUCAUUGAUUGUAACCUACUGUCAUCCCAGGUGGCAUGUUUGACCCAGGUAGCUGCUAAUUAUCUUACUGGCCAGCAGGAAGCAAAACGCUGGGGUACCGCUCAUGGCAGCAUUGUUCCUUACCAGGCUUUUAAAACCAAGGAUGGAUAUCUUGUAGUUGGAGCAGGAAAUAACCAACAGUUUGCUACUGUGUGCAAGAUCUUGAAUUUGCCUGAGCUGAUUGAUGAUUCCAUGUAUAGAACUAACCACCUUCGGGUACAGAACAGAAAAGAGCUUAUUAAAAUACUGUCUACACGGUUUGAGGAAGAAACGACCAGCGAGUGGCUAUACCUUUUUGAAGGCAGUGGAGUCCCGUAUGGCCCAAUUAACAACAUGAAGAAUGUGUUUGCAGAACCCCAGGUGUUACACAAUGGCCUCAUCAUGGAGAUGAAGCAUCCAACUGCGGGGAAGAUAUCAGUCCCAGGCCCAGCUGUGAGAUACAGUAAGUUCAAGAUGUCAGAGGCCAGGCCGCCUCCCCUGCUCGGCCAGCACACGACGCACAUCCUGAAGGAGGUCCUCAGAUAUGACGAUGAGGCCAUCGGGGAGCUGCUCAGCGCGGCCGUGGUGACCCAGCACAAGGCUGAGUGACAGAGGACGGCGCUCUUUUUUCAAAACCACAAUCGGAAUGCAUCUUGCCAGCAAAGGGCCUAGUCUUUCUGGACCCGUCUCCCCAGUUCCGGCACCUACCACUGAAGAGUUAGAGGAAUUCCAGGUUUCCUGCCUGGCGUCUCCAGAACGGCUCUGGUAUCAAUGAAUCUAGUGUUUUCUAAAUGUACCCCACCUUUUAUUCCUUACCACUUCUCCCCCAGAUAAUAGAUUAAUAGUGGUUCUGUGGAUUUUUUUCUGUUCUUUUUUUUUUUUUUUUUUUUUGGUAAAGAUGUUUUUCUCCCUGGAAAAAUAGCAUUCCUCAUUCUAAUUACGUUAACAGCCUAAACGUUUGCCCCUCCAGCCCACGCAGGUCUGAAAAAGAGCAGAUCUCUUGACAUUCUUUACUUACACAUGAAGUCCUCAUUUAAACCUUUGUUAGGAAGUCAAAGCAGUAAGCAGGAUGACAGCCUCAGUGAUUGAUUUUAAACAGAAUAACUUAAUUUUGAGCUUAUGAACCCUUUGUUAAUCUGUAAUUUAAACCCUGGACUUUGUUAAUGUCCAUUAUAAAACUGAGCUCCAUUCUCCCCCACGGGGGUAAAUAUUUGCUUUAUGUUGUAUUUCUUUGAUUAUUUCAUAAUACCUGGCAGGAAAUCAGUGUCUACCAAUAGAUUUUGGGAUGUAGGUAUCUGCAUGAGGAGGGUGAAAGGUGGUUCUUCAAAUGGUACCUUAUUUUGAGCCAAAUGUAAAUGCAGCAGGUUUUUAAAUGAAGGCCAGAUUAUCUAGGUAUAAAUAAUGACAAAUAGGAGAAUGAAAGGAAAAUAUUUCUUUGUGAUCUGAGUAUCCACUGAAGAAGAAUAUAUCAUGCCUCAGUAUUAGGUAUUUGCAUUUAAGUAUUUAAGUAUUUAUCAGUGAAUUCGAAGUAUAGAAACAUCUUGUGUCCAGAAAGUGGUAACUGAUUUGCAUGUAUAUUCCAGGAUGAAUUGCACUCAGACUGCCAAUCACCCAUGCCAAAGUACAGAGCAAGGAAUCAGAGGAUCAAUAUUCUGAUAUGAUCUCAAUUCCCACCCUUAGGUACCGAUAUUUUAAAGCCACGUCAUUACAUGCCAAGUGGUCGCUGAAAGUUAAAUUACAGAUGUUCAUUUUUCAAACUGUGAUUUCCAGCUAGUUUUCAUAUUGUGUUCUUUUUUAUUGGAAGGGUUUGAGUCAUUUAUCCAUGCUGUAAACCCCAACGUGUUCCUAGAAUCAAGGAUUCCAAAUAAAUAGGAAAUCUGUCUUCCCACAAGGCCUCAUGGGACUUUUUAGAAGAAUGCCUACUGAUUCUUGAAGCAUGCAUUGUCCUGCCUGCUUUCCUCUUUGUGGACAUCUAAUUCUGAAGCUCUCCUGCUGUUACUCCACUAGUUAGCAUUUCAUCAUGCAAGGGUAAUUUGAUGCCUUCUGCAAUACUUUUCCCCCAAUGGUUAAUUCAUAGAUAUAUAUAUUUGGAGACAUCCACUUUAGGCCAGACAUCUAAAUGAAAUUCUUCCAUGUAUAUACAAUUAGUAAUGAAAAUGGUAAAAAGCUGGAUGACAGAGAAUUGGCAAAACCACCCAUCCUGAAAGACAGAUCCACCAUUUCUCCUACUGAUCCAAGUAGACGUCUUGAAAUACAAAUGACGUGGUUACUGGGCAGUAACCCGAAAUACCUGGGUAACCGUAUGUAGGGCGACAUCGAUCAUUCAGAGAGGCUCAUAAAAUGCCUCUAAGACCUGAAAAUCAAUCAAGACUGAAGUCUUCAUCCAUCGCAGAGUCGCCAUUGGAGGCCGUCUCCAGGGCAGUCGUGGAUGUGGCUGUCCAGAUUUCCACCUCCACAACCCAGAAUGCUCCAGGACAACUUUGGACUUACUCAUCACCCAACAAAAAGCAUUUCCUCUACUGAUUCAGUGAGAGAAAUCACUUAGAAUAACUUUCAAGUUCAGAUAGGUCCUGCAGGAAACACUGUACUUGCUAAAAUUUCUAGCAGUAUGCCCCAGAUCAAGUUAUGCCUGUAAACAGUGUGCUGUUUUAAUCAUCCAGGCCUAUUAAUCUUACACAUUUCCAAAGCUGAAGUCCUACUAAGAUAUCAUAUGCUCCGGUUCACUUUGUGUGAAGGCCUGCCUUCGGGCAGGUUUGUGUCUGAGGUUGGCCUAGAAAGUUCUUUGAAACUUCGUGGGUUAAUCAUUAUGGAAUUGAGGGUGUGUCCAUAAGCAGCUAGGUUUCCUUCCCUUGAUUUUUUUCCUUAAAUUUUCUGCUGUCAUGAUUUUCUGGUUAAUCAAGCAUGGUAUUUUCCAGCGUGCAGUCUGAUAUGCUGAAGGUUUCCCUAGAAGAAGAGAAAUGAACAUUGACCAGGCUUGUGUGACUCCUCCCCAUUACUCAGUGUUCUUUUGUGUUCAGUCCAUCUACUGGGAGUUACAAGAACAAUCCUGAUUUAAAAAAAAAAAAAAGAGGUCUCACACAGGCUAUUUCACACAAGGUCAUUAGGCUACCCACCCUAGAUAAGCCCCACAAAGAGGGGCUUUUAAAUGAGACUUCAAGACCCCUGCUUUCAAGCCUUCUUCAGGGAAUUCACACCCAUUCGUAUCUCACCUGAAUUUGAUAUCUCACCACCCACUCUUUCAUCCCAUGAUGUUGGCAUGUUGUCUACUUGAAAUGUAGAAAAAAUGAGAAAGAAAAAAAAAAAAAAAAAAACCACCAGCCA
Molecule: messenger RNA, 4086 nt
Organism: Camelus dromedarius (Arabian camel)
Lineage: Eukaryota; Metazoa; Chordata; Mammalia; Artiodactyla; Camelidae
Gene: SUGCT
Product: succinyl-CoA:glutarate-CoA transferase
Exons: 14
Coding region: 58-1374 (438 amino acids)
Molecular function (GO): catalytic activity
Source: RefSeq, a predicted model, not a curated record